Molecule: messenger RNA, 1554 nt
Organism: Sphaerodactylus townsendi
Lineage: Eukaryota; Metazoa; Chordata; Lepidosauria; Squamata; Sphaerodactylidae
Product: SERTA domain-containing protein 2-like
Exons: 3
Coding region: 241-1095 (284 amino acids)
Cellular component (GO): nucleus
Molecular function (GO): transcription regulator activity
Source: RefSeq, a predicted model, not a curated record
GCGGCCGCCCGUCCGUCCCAGCCCCUCCGAGGCAGCCUGGCGGGCUUGGGAGCCACCGCCGCGCAGCCCUGCCAGGGAGAGCGGCCGGCCGGCCGGGCGAGAAGGGGUCCGACGUGGCUCUGGCGCUUCCCGGCAGUUGCACCGCUCGACUGAAAGGAUUACUGUGGCUGUUAUCAGAGCUGGAUGAACCCUCUCUGCACCAUAUCUGGACUGUUCUGGCCUUUUAAUUUUUAAGGGUUCAUGUUGGGGAGGGGUCUGAAACGCAAGUUGAGUGAUUAUGAAGAAAACAUGGCUGGCCUGUCAAGUGCCUUCGAUUCCAGUCGAAACCUACCCUACCCGCUCAAGAGGCAGCUGGUGCUCAACGUGUGCCUCGCCAAGUUGCAGACAUACAAGAUGCUGGUGGAACCAAACCUGCACCGCUCGGUCCUUAUAGCCAACACAGUCAGGCAGAUCCAGGAGGAGAUGAGGCAAGAGACCAGCCAACAGCUUUUCAGCAUGUGCAGCGGCCUCAGCGCCAGCCCUUCCGCUUGCAUGAGCCUGGAUUUGCCUGCGAUGCCUUCACACCUUUUCCCUUGCGACGACCAGCCGGAGUCGACUGGUUACGACCCACGGCCAGUGGAAGGCCCCCUCGAAAAUAGCCUGUUGAUGGUUUCUGAUAACGACAUGUCAUCUGCCAUCUCCUCUAUUCUGAAAGACUUGGACUUUAUGGAGGACGUGAGCCCGCCCACCUGUUUGACGUCGCCGGGAGACGAUCCAGUCAAGGCUGCCGAAACCCCUGGCGUUCGGUCCGAAGACGACCGACAAGAUUUGAAAGGAGUGGAAUACGCGUUCGGCUCCUUUGAAAUUUCAAACUCAACUAGCUACUUGAAAGACUUGGCUAUAGACGACAUCUUUGAAGAUAUCGACACUUCGAUGUAUGAUUCGGACUUUGACUGCCCCUCGCUAACGCUUCCAAGACCGUCACCUGUAGCACCUGCGGAAGAGAUCUUGAAAACCUUCCCUUCUUGCAAUUCUUCCUCCGCAAGCAACAUCCCCAUGUGUCGAAGCGACUUGAGUGACUUGGACCACAUCAUGGAGAUUCUUGUCGGGUCCUGACACUUUCCGACCCUUUUUAAAAAAAAUCAUCCAAAGAUAUCUUCUUCUGCUGCCACAUUUGAAUCGGAACCACAGAGAGGAAGCCGCAAAGUUUACGUGUCAAAGUGGCAACCAAGAGGCAUUAUCUUUGAGUGGUCCUUAAAACCUCUCCAAGACUCGUAUGUAAACCAAAAAAAAAUGUGGUUGGCUUUUGUGUAAAAUGGUAUAUUUAUUAAACUCAUUGUGCAAUCUUUUUUUUCCUUCUGGGGUAUAUGCAAAGAAUGUCUCUCUUGCGCACACCCCGUCUACCCUUAUUCCAGCAGAACUAACUUUAUAAUGUGCAAUUUUUAAUCUGCCUGAAGACUUUUGAAUACCUGAAUUUUGAGAGAAAAAAAAAUCUUCUGAAGUAAAGACUCUAUUUUUAACGUUUGGUUACAAAUGCUGUGUUGGCAUUCACUGGAGUUCACUGCAAACUUGGGG